AUUAUGUGAUAUGCUGAUUUAACGUUACAUCGCGAGUACUGUGCUGGACCAACAUGGAGCGAGUGGUGUGGAUUGUGACUCUGUUGGCGACCGCUGCUCUCGCGCAAGACAGCGGCCUCUUCGAACUUAAUAUUGUGCAUUACAAUGACUUCCACGCACAUUUCGAUGAGGUGAGUCCGCAAGGCACGGUGUGCAGCGCGCAGAGCGAGCCCUGCAUCGGGGGCUUCGCGCGCCUGUACACCGCGGUGCAGCAGGUGCUGGAGGCGGAGCCCGACUCCUUGCUGCUCAACGGCGGCGACACCUUCCAGGGCACCAUCUGGUACAACUUCCUGCGCUGGAACGUCAGCCAGCACUUCAUGAACAUGUUGCCGCACGACGCGCACGUGCUGGGGAACCACGAGUUCGACCACGGCGUGGAGGGGCUGGUGCCGUACCUGGAGCGGCUCGAGGCCCCCAUGCUGGGCGCCAACGUCAACACCACGCUGGAGCCCUCCAUGACGCCCUACAUCAAGAACCACGUCGUCGUCGAGCGCCACGGACGCAAGAUCGGCAUCAUCGGCGUGCUGCUCAGACAGUUUUCGGCGCCGAUCGGGCGAGUGAUCAUGGAAGACGAGCUGGAAGCCGUGAACCGCGAGGCCGCGAUACUCACUGAGAUGGGCAUCGAUAUCAUUAUAGUGCUGUCUCAUAUCGGAUACACCAGUGACAUCCAGCUGGCUCGUCGCGUGUCUCCCACGGUGGACAUCAUAGUGGGCGGCCACUCGCACACGCUGCUGUACAACGGAGAGACGCCCAACGGAGACACCGCGCUCGGCGAGUACCCCACUGUCGUCACACAGGAUAACGGACAUACGAUCCCGAUAGUGCAAGCGUCUUGCUACACACGCUACCUGGGUAACAUCAAGUUCUUCAUCAAUGACCAGGGCGUCGUGGAGCGCUGGGUGGGAGAGCCCGUCUUCUUAGGCUCCUCAAUCGUACAAGACCCGAAGAUAAUGGAGCUGCUGGAGCCAUGGCGGCAGGAGGUGGACGCCAUCGGUAAAGAGGUUCUCGGCACGUCUCGCGUCACGCUCAACCGCUCGUGGUGUUCCCGCGGAGAGUGCAACCUCGGCAGCUGGGCUUGUGACGGCUUCCUCGAAGAGAUGAUUUUCAAUGCUAAGGGAACGGCAUGGAAUGACGUUCACGUGUGUAUGAUCAACACCGGAGGAUUGCGAGUACAGAUCAAUCCUGGAAACGUGACGACUGAGGCUCUGCUGAUGGCGAUGCCGUUCGAGAACUUCGUGCAGGUGUACGACCUGAAGGGACGGUACCUGCUGGAGGCGCUAGAGUUCUCUGUCGGCGUGUCCUGGUCCGAAUCCUUCUCCAGCGGACGGAUGUUACAGAUCGGAGGUAUGCGCAACGUGUACAACGCAUCACAGCCGAUAGGGUCUCGCGUGUCGGCGACAGUGCGCUGCAUCGACUGCGACGUGCCGCGCUACUUGCCGCUCGACGUCGACGCCACCUACCGCAUAGUCACGCAGAGCUACAUCGGAGAUGGCGGAGGCGGAUAUUCCAUGCUAUCAGACAACAGAGAGAACGUGGAAGUCAAGGAGGUAGACUACGUGCUCCUGCAGAAGUACAUGAGGAGGCAAGGGGUCGUUGUGAAAGACCUCGACGGGAGAAUAAAGAUAGCUUACUGAAUAC
This is a messenger RNA of Helicoverpa armigera (cotton bollworm), 1677 nucleotides long. Its product is annotated as apyrase. Gene Ontology annotation, biological process: AMP catabolic process. The transcript has 11 exons. Gene Ontology annotation, cellular component: plasma membrane. Gene Ontology annotation, molecular function: nucleotide binding; 5'-nucleotidase activity; metal ion binding. Bases 54 to 1673 code for a protein of 539 amino acids. Lineage: Eukaryota; Metazoa; Arthropoda; Insecta; Lepidoptera; Noctuidae. The record is from RefSeq and is a predicted model, not a curated record.